This is a messenger RNA of Camponotus floridanus (Florida carpenter ant), 2898 nucleotides long. RefSeq names its product brain-specific homeobox protein homolog (gene bsh). The record is from RefSeq and is a predicted model, not a curated record. NCBI's taxonomy places the organism in Eukaryota, Metazoa, Arthropoda, Insecta, Hymenoptera, Formicidae. The coding region runs from base 1318 to 2274 and encodes 318 amino acids. Gene Ontology annotation, molecular function: DNA binding; DNA-binding transcription factor activity, RNA polymerase II-specific. The transcript is spliced from 3 exons. Gene Ontology annotation, biological process: regulation of DNA-templated transcription.
UUUUUUUUUUUUUCCUUAAUAUUUUUACGUUAUGUUUAUCGCAUAUGUUUAUGGCCAGACGACAAUUGAAUAGAACGCAUGCCAUCAUCUCUAUUAAUAUGCAUUGUUUGUACGCGUUGUUUAUCGUCUACUAUGGAGAUGAUGCAGGUUGUACCGCCAUUUGGAGAGAGCGCGUCGUAUAUACAUGAUCCGAUAAGUAAUUUAAUCCAGCGCUUCUCCCUGCUCGUCCAAGAUUCGAUAUCAAUAUCGACCAAAGGAUUUGGCCAUGUUCGACGAUGCGACGCAAUGCACGAUAACGAGACAAUAUCGGGGAGAUUGGAGGGCGCAUUCGACAACAUUUUCACCAACCGAGAGCGAAUAAAAAGAACCCGAAACACUCUCAGAAAUUGUGUAACUUUGUCUAUCGUAGCAUGUACAAAGAAACGGAAACAGAGGUGAUCCUCUUCGACAUGUACGAGCGAGAGUCGUCGCGUCGCGUCACGAAACGUACAACGGACGGCCGCACCAUCGGAGAGGCGAGUGGAUGGCUUUCGGGGAACGUACACUCUUACGCGUACUCUUGCAUUAUUAUCUACGUGUUGGGAUGAACGAUAGAAUGGAGAGAGAAUCGCGCGGAUACAGAACGAUUCGCAUCUCCUCCUGCUCCUCCUCCUCCUCCGUAGUCUCUUCCUGUCGUCGCGGGGACGUACAACAUCGGAUUCAUGAAUACCCCGGAGCUCGUGUCCAUGGAAACGCGCGGCCAAAUCCCGCCCCGGGUGCCGCGCGGAGCCAACCCGGAGCGACGACGAGCGUCGCGACGCCGACCAAUGCGGGGACGCCAGGCCUCGGAUAGACUCGAAACCUUCACCCUCUUCCUCGGCGGAAGGGACGGGAGGGACGAUGAUCGCGCACCGGGGGUUGAAAUCGCACCGCGAGCGCACCGAUACGCGACCCUUAACGUUGUCGGCGAACGACAGUGAACGGGCUGGUGCGUCUCUCGCGAUUCGUGCUUUGAUCCCACGGCGAUCAAUUCGACCUCGGGAUGUUCGCGAGAUGAACGCCGCCUAAAUUAGCCAACUAGGCUGAGGGGUGCGCGCGUGCAUCAUACGACGUGCUCGCAAAGAGAGUGACUGGUUUCAAAAGUGACACAUUCCUCCUCCGUAAAUUUCUUAGAUUGACUCGCGAUAGAUGCGAGGAACCGCGCAUCGUCUCGUAAUGAUUUUACCUUUAGGUGGUGCGUAGAUUUCGCUUUGUUUGCAAGACCGCGGCGAGGAUGUAACCGCGAAACGUCCGCCCUAAUCGCGUACAGAGUUGCGUACAGAGCACGAGAAAGGGAAGAUGCAGUCUUCCACCUGUCAGCAGCAACAAGCACAACCAGGUCAGAACGGAACCUCCGCCAGCAGGACGUCGUUCCUCAUCGAGGAUAUCCUUAAUCGCGGCACCGUCACCCCGCAUCAUCCGCAUCAUCAUCAGUUGCACCAUCAGCAUCUAACGUCGACCUCCGCACACGGGCAUCAUCAGUAUCAGCAAUUUGCCAGUCUGCUACCCGGUUAUCCCGCGGCGCCGCCCGCCGCCGCGGCCUUCUUCCUCGCUUCACCGCUCUUCGGUAGCACCGGCAUGGGGGUCGGCAUGGUACCUGGGGUCGGCGAGUUGGCGGCCUUGAAGCAUUGUCGACGACGAAAGGCUCGAACCGUAUUCAGCGACCAACAACUGGCAGGUUUGGAAGCCAGAUUCGAGGUGCAGAGAUACCUGAGUACGCCCGAGAGGGUAGAACUCGCGGCCGCCCUACAUCUGUCUGAAACUCAGGUGAAAACGUGGUUCCAGAAUCGACGGAUGAAACAUAAGAAGCAAUUGAGGAAACAAAACAUAAGCAGCGGGAGCAAUUCCAAUUCGGGACAACAAUCGAUAUCCGUUACGUCGCCCGCUGAACGUCCCGUAGAUUUUUCUCUGAGCGGCGGGCGCGAGUCGCGCGCGAGCAGCGACGCGCCCGCGGAUUCCGACGACGAGGACGACGACGAGAUCGACGUGCUGGGCGACGAGACGCCGUCGCCGACCCCGACGCCGACAGCGACGCCGGCACCGACUCCGACCCCGGCAUCGACGCCGACGUCGACGCGGAGCGGCGCUCCGUCCAGACGCUCGGGAACCCCGCCGAGGACCCACCACGCGGCGAUUCAUCCGCAGCAUCCUCACCCGCAUUCUCAUUCGCACUCGCACCUGAUCGGCCUCCAUCACCAGCCGCAUCAUCAACACGGCAGCAGCCAGCAUUCCGCCCAACGUCCGACGCAUCGCUGAGACGCGUUCCGAUCUCAAGACGUUCCCGCUCGUUUUUCUUACCCGGAAUGAUACGGCAACGCGUGGAGAAGAAACAGGGAUGAUCCCCGCACGUCCGAGAUAACGUUUUUCGAAUCUUACGAGCGGAUUUAUCGAUUUAUGAGCUAGAACUUGGUCGCGUAACACGGGCAAGGUCGUGGAAUUCCGCAGGGAUCGUCCGGCUCGAGAUGAAAGAGAUGAAAGCAAUCGUCUUAUGUCCUUGAGAGGUAUUUAUAUACAGUCAUUGAGAUAAUUGACGCAAAUUCGACGGGAUCGGAAUUGUCGCCGGAUGGAACUCAAGUCUUACCCCCCGGUGUUUUCCCGAAAUCUACUUUUUAUAUAGCUAAAAUACGAUAUCAAGAGAAAUACGGUAUUUGGUCUGUUGUUACCUUUUAUAGUCAAGUGUAUAAAAAUAGGCCGUGGUUUUCGUUGAGAAUUAAACUAUAUGCUCUAUAACGCGAUAUGUGUGCGUUUGUUUUUCCUCGAUCGUUUCUCCAGAUGCAGUUUUUUUUUUUUUUUCUUUCAAGCAAAUCUCUCGAGUGUCUCUUUCGAGUGUGGAGAAGAGAUAAUCGUCGCCUGAUGAUUUUCCUAUUACAAGAGGGCAAU